AUGCGCGGUGUCAAGGCCCGCACCAACUUCGUUUACCCGACCAACCCGCCGCCUCUCUCUGACCACCACCACCACCACCACUUCCUCCAUAACCCGGUCCCCUUCCCUCCUAAACCCUACUCUCGAGACUUAGCCGGCAUAACCACUAGGGGAACAGUCCUCGCCGCAUCUCCCGUGGCGCAGCCGCCGAGGAACGCUGCCUCUCUGGACGUCUCCCUUUUCCUCCGCGACAUUCUCAACCCUCCCAACACCGCUCCUCUUUACCCACCGCCGCCGCCGCCGCAACUGCCGUCUCUGACUUCUUUCGCUCAGCCUCCGAGUCUCCACGUCCCAAAUGAGUAUCAGAAGCCACAAGCUUCGGCCGAACAAAACGAGGACGACGACCCGUGCGGCUUCUUCCUUGAAGAAUCUCCCGAGUCGGGCCUCUUGGAGGAAGUCAUCCAAGGGUUCUUCCCCAGGAAGAAGAAGAGCUCGGAUCAAGCGAAGGGUCAGCUCUGGAACGACGGCCCGCACGGCCCCGGCGCCGUCACUUCGCCUCGCGACCAGAUGCAGGGCUUGAACGGCCUCACUAGCCUGCACCUGCAGACCUAUUCGUGCGGCGGCGGCGGCGGCGACAGCGACGAUCUCGUCGGGGUUCCCGCUGCGGUUCCGUUGGAUGUGGAUGUGCUCCAGUACCCUGAAUUUCUCGGCACUUUCGCAGCUAGGGUACACGAUGCUUGA
Messenger RNA from Eucalyptus grandis, 720 nucleotides. RefSeq lists its product as uncharacterized. The transcript has a single exon. NCBI's taxonomy places the organism in Eukaryota, Viridiplantae, Streptophyta, Magnoliopsida, Myrtales, Myrtaceae. The coding region runs from base 1 to 720 and encodes 239 amino acids. The record is from RefSeq and is a predicted model, not a curated record.